GUUUUUUUGUACCAGUCGAUGUGACACAAAGCGACUUUUGCCAUUUAUCCCUCGCGAAUUCCACCCUUUAAUAAUAGAGUUUAUUCUAUAGCACUAUUAUACAGCCUCUUUGCAAUAUCCGGCCGUUUGGGCGUACUUAACAUCAUUUUCAGAGCAUCGUGAAGCACUUCGGGCCAUCCGAGAUCCAAGGGAAUUAUGGAGAAGGUGGACCUAUGUGAGGUAGUGAAGCUGACAGAGGAGGUGGAGAGCGCCUACAACCAGGUUGAAGUACUUUCCCCCAAGAAACGAAAGCGCAAAAGUCAGGAAGAGGGUGAGGUGAAGCCGAAGAAGCCCAGGUCUGCCUACUUGCUGUACUACUUCGAUGUCCAUCAGAUUAUGCAACAGGAGAGACCCAAUCAGCCACAAUCAGAGAUCAACAAGCGAAUCAGUGAGAGCUGGAAAAGGCUCAGUGUGGCAGAGAAACGCUACUAUCUGGACAAGGCCAACUCGGAGAAGGACGGCACUGAUACAUUGUUGUCUCCCAGCCCAUCCAAAGACCUCCCAGGCUUCCGUAAGAUCCUACCGAGAGCUAGUUACCUUGUUUUGACCGACGAUCCCCAGGCGGGAGGUUCUCUGGCAGAGAGUCUCAAUGAUCCAGGUAAUGGAAAUUUGUCCUUUCCUACUUUGACUCAAGAGCUGAAAAAGGCCCAGACGCUUGGCCUGGCUUGCAAAGUGGAUGUUUCUCAGAGGUCUGUGGGUAAACCUGGGAAUACAGGAGAGAUGUCGUAUUCCACAGCAAUCCGAGGAUGCACAUCCUCCUCUUCAUCCAUUACAUCUGUGUCUCCAACUUCCAAAGACAUUUCUUUCUCACUGAGCCCUGUGGAUGUUACAGCAAACUGUGUUCAAAUGAAAGAAUGUGAGAUAAGACAUGCUGCUGGUGUUAAUAGUGGGGUGACAAUGCAUCAAACCCAAGGGGAAACCACACAGAUGGUUGCCAUUAUCCCCAACGAGAACAUGCUUGAGCCCAAAUCUUUGGCAGGAGUCAGCCCUUUGGGCCCCCUAAUGAUGGUCUCUGUGGCAGCUAGAAAAGAGCCGUCAUACAAGAUGGCUGUGAAAACAUACACCAGAAGAGGUCGUGGGAAGUGUCUAAAUCCUCAUUGUUCAUUUAUCUACGUCACACGACACAAGCCAACAAAAUGCCCUGAAUGUGGAAGCCACCUUGGCGGCAAAUGGAUACCUGCAGCAAAGAAAAGCCAGCAAAAAAAUGUACAAGUUUCCAAGCUGGGGUCUGAAGUCAAGUCCGGUUCAACCUACCAAGACACAGUGCAAGAGGAGAACGCUGAUGCUGGUAAAACAAAACCCAGUGGGGGCAAAAAAGAAGGGCAAAGGUGCUUGAAAAAGAUGAAAGCAAUUCCGGGUGAAGAGCCAGGAGAGGGCAGCAGCAAGUCACCAGAUAAAACACUGUGCGUGUCCAUGCAGCCACUAAUAAAGCACGUGAAAGAAAUAGCCCUCAAAAGACACAGCAUGUGCAAUCUUCAGGGGAGGCCUGUAAGACCCAUCUUACCUUCCUAUUGUAGCACAGGUCCUGCUUUGUUUCAGAUCAUCACCGUCCCAACUGUGAACAGAAAAAUUCCGACACGAAACAACAAAGCACCUUCUGAGCCACGAGAGAAAUUCUCAGGUCUCAAAGCUGAUACCUUAAAACAGCUCGGCCAAGAAGUCCAAUCCAAGCAGGAGUCUUUUGUCACAGCAAGUCAGCUUGUGUCCUCCCCAUCUGAUAUGACCAUUGUAUCAGUUGUGCCUUUCAAUCAUGCGACAGUUGACAGCUUUAAACUGGGACUGUCAACAGCGAGAGGCAGAGGUCACUGUAAGAACGCACUGUGUGACUACAUGUAUAAGAACAGACACAAACCGUUAGUGUGCCCUAAAUGUGGUUGUAAGCUGACCCGGGGGAAUCCUAAGGAAUCCAAGAGGUCGGAUCGAUUGGUGGAUCCAUACCAGCCCUUGAGUCCUGUUCAGAAAGACAUCCAGCGGCAAUCCACCCUGCAGCUGAUUCGCCGUUGCCUGCAGAUUCCAGAGAGCGAGACCGAGCUCCAGGAAACACUUGCUCUCAUCCAGGAUCUUAACGGUCUUCAAAUUGUCCUGGUCCAACCGGGGGAGCCAAAGCAGGAUGGGACCGUUGAGACUGAGACCCUGGUGGAGUCUGGGUGGCCUCAGUUCUAUGAAUCAUCAGCCACUCAAUGUGUCCUGUGUAAAAAGCCUCUUUACAAAGGAGAUCAGAGCACGAUAGCAGGACAGGAGGACUGCUGGCUGCUUACUGAGAUGCUGAUCCAGACGGCAUCUCUCCAGCUUAAAGUGUGUCUCAAUGCUCGGUGUCUGGCUAUGCACAGCUUCACUGACCUGCAUCCAGGUUUAUUCAAUAUUGGAAACAGACUUCUGGUUAGUAUUGAUCUUUUGCUGACGGUCAGAGCCAAAAUCAGACUGGGCCACCCACCCUCGCAGGCUGUCAGGACCUUAUUUGACCAUGUCUCCAAUCACCCCGUCCAUACGCUGAGUCCAGAGGAGAUGUCCCAAAUUCAAGAGUUUCUCCUGAUAGGCUACUGGGCCUUCGAGAGCCUGACACUGCGAGACUAUAACGAUAUGAUUUGUGGCGUUUGUGGUGUCGCUCCCAAGUUCGAGAUUGCCAGGCGAUACACAAAGAGUGUGCUGGAGCUCAAGAAUGUGGAGUUCACCUGGCCUGAGUCUUCAGUGUCAGACGAAGUGAACGUGGAUGACUUCUGGCUGACCAUGGAGACUGAGGCCAUUGAGCAGGCUGCUUUCCCUACAGACAUCCCCAUCACGCGGGUGGACGCUUCAGUUAUUGCGCCCUUCAUCCCCCCACUGAUGAGGGGCCCCACUGUUAUUAACACAGAGAAGGACAAACUCAUGUCACACAAACAGCAGCCCCCAGGAGCCCCAUCAGUUCUGGUGCGCCUCAUUCACGAUGGUGAGUUAAGGCUGGACAAGAUUGAAGACCACAGCGAGGAUGAACUGAGAAAUAUUCUGCAGCGUUGCGGGGCAAGCAUCACUCCAUGCUCUACCAAGAAUGACCUGCUGACUUCUCUGAUCUCCAUGUGCACGCUUGUUCAUAGUGGCCUCCCCACAGGCCCCCAGGCACCUGAGAACCUCACUGCCGGCAAGCUGUCCAUAGUUUGCCCCCAUAAGAUUGUGUGUGGCUCCAAAUACUUGGUGAGAGGAGAGACGGCCCGGGACCACGUGGAUCUGCUGGUGUCCUCCCGUUACUGGCCUCCGGUCUACGUUGGCGACAGCGCUCGACAAGUGGCGCUUUGUACAGACAUGCAGUACCCAGAAAUGGCCGGCAGGAUGUGGGGCAGAAAUCAGGGCUGCUUCUCAGAGCCUUUUGAUAAGCCAGAGUUUGUGUCAUGCGCUGAGCUGCAUGAGAAGCCGUACAAUGCCGAACUCUCUACGUUGGGGCAAAAUGAGCAUGUUCACCCUCUCACUAAAUCUUCCUCUUGUUGGUUAGUACAUCCCCCUGAUUCGUCUCCAAGCCACGAGACCGCUGUUCCGGAGCACCACUCAAUGGCUUUGUGCAAAGACCUAGAGCACCUCAUCUGCACUGUGACUCAAAUUGACAAGGAAGACAUUGAGGAGCAAAAGCAAAUGGUGGACGAUGAACAACAGGGCAAUCAGAGUUCCGUGAACUCUUUGAGGACACAACGUGUGCUUUUAAACAACCCGGCGCAUUACUACCUCUACAACCGGCUGCUGGAUUUUCUUUCCAGUAGGGACAUCGUGACUGAGCAGAUCAACCAAGUGCUAAAGGUCUGUCAGCCCGGGGAGGUCGUCAUCCGGGAUGCGUUGUACCGGCUCGGAGUGGCGAACAUCAACCUGGAGAGGGAAGAAGGCAAAAAAAGUGAGGUGGAGGAACUGAAACAAGGGACAGAGACAGCGUAUGAAGUGGUCCUGCCUGAAUGAAAACAGUAUAAGGCGAAAGUUUAUGCCUGAAAGCAUGAAUACUGUACAGUUCUCACAAAUUGCUGGUCUUUUGGGUGAAAUCUAUGUAAUAAUCCUAUAAUGAUCAUUGAAUGCACAUGGCUUCAAACAGAAUAUUCUCAGAGGGACGUGGCCACUGAGCUUUGAUAGUCACCGUGUCAUCGGCAGGGUGUAACGGACCAACUGGAAGAGUCACAGAAAGGCACAGAACCAGAAAUCCUUGAAAAUCGUUCAAACACCAGCUGUGAAUAUUACCAUUCACCUCUUUGUUAGAGAAUCGCAAGCUAUGCCAAAAGUACUGAAUCUGUGAACAGUUGGACAUGUGCAUUCAAAUGUUGCGAGAAUGUCAAAUUAAAGGUCAGAGUACAAAGGUUUUAUGGCAGUUGGUUAAAAUUCCUAUUUGCAUUGUUAAUGUUUUGUCAUACACACGCGUCAUUUACAGCAAGUUGUCAACCAAGUGGCUGAAAAUGUGGUUUUAUUGGGCACCCCUGAACGUUCCCGAUUUUGAGACAUCCUAAAUGUAGUUCUGGCCACCGCAAGGGCUACCGGAGGUGAUGUAAUGUUUGUCAAGCAUUACCGUCCUGCAUUUACUCUGAUGGGGAGCGGUGAUUUGGAAUACGAGCAGGAUUAGGAUUUAUAUACACAGGAACAGUCUGAAAGCAGACUUGUGGUCAAACCCAACAUCUUUGAACCAAUUCGGAGGUCAAAGCCUAUCUUGGACGGCAGCUACUGGCUUCUUUUAACAGCUGCACAACAGAUGUUGGAAGGUGCUCACUACUAUAGGUCAAUGCGACUGAGGACGCUGGAGAAAGCGCGUCACAGUAUCACUAAGAGUGGAUUGGAAAUAAAGACUGGUUAUGUGUAUGUAUAUACGUAUACAUAAAUACUGAAUAUAAAUCUAUCCUUGCGCCUGCAGGCGGUAGUCAACAAAAAGCCUUCGAAUCAAGAGCAGUCAGCCGUACAUGAAAGGUCACCAACGUGCUGCUCUGGUUUGAAUAAUUAAGUGCAAAUUGUUUUAACCAUUUUUUCAAAUGCUCAGUGCAUAAUCACCACUAGGGUUGGGCGUUGAAAAUCGAGAACCGAUUGGAACCGGGACUAACCUUCCGGUUCUCCCGGAAUUGUUCAAAUUCAAAAUAUCGGUUCCCAGUUUCGAUGCCUAGAGUUUGCCGAACCAACGAAGAAGAACAUGCACGAAAACGUAGCGGCGGCGGACAAAAGCGUUUCUUAACUUUGUUAAAAUUAAUGACCAGUUGCCUCAGUGCAACACUUGGAAUAAGAUUAUAUUGUGCAAAGCAGGCUUUCACGAUGUGUAGAAGUCUGACGCGCUCCGACCCUCAGCCUACACCGCGCGGCACUUCAGUCAAGUCAAAUUGGGUAGUGAAACAAUACAAUGUCUAUGCCAUUGAGGUAGCUAACAAGUUCAACGGUGGGUUGCACUUUUGCACUGAUGGUUUUUAGCAUUUAUUUUAGUCUUCAAACCAACGUAAGAGCCAAUGACAAAAAAAAAAAAAAAAAAAGCUUUAACAUUUAACUAAAACUUCACCAAAACAGCAACUUUACGUCACAAUGAAUUGGGACAAAAUUCACAUAAACAUUUGUCUCACAAUAUCACAAACACUAACCUUGUGCCUCAUCGGUGGGUAGGUAAAGGAAGCAACGUUUUAUAGCAUUUGGUUCCAUUCAUUAGUUUUUUUGCAGUCUCGGUUUACUUUCAUUUUCAAAAAUCACCAGUCAUGUGAAGGUACUUUUUGUGCCAAAAUACUCAGUUCUGCUGCGUAACCUUAAAUAAAUAAAUAAAUAUUUUAACAAUGCUAUAUUUAACGUUUAGCUGAAACAAUUAAUAAAUAUUGUCAAUUGUGUUUGCUCCACACAUAUUGCCUUUUAGUUUAGUUUAGAUAUUGAUCCUGGUUAUAAAGAGCAACUGAGUCAAAUGUUCAUUUUAGUCCAUGCUGCAGGCUGCUAAGAAAAUGGAUGUUCAUAAUUUGGACACCCUUUAUUUAAACCAUGCAAACAUUUUUCACCCAACCCCCUAAAAGAAUCUGAAUCGAAAUGAGGAACCGGAAUCGGGACCAGAAUCGCUCAAAUUCGAAAGGUGCCCAACCCUAAUCACCACCAGUAGUAUAUUUGUAAUACAUGCAAAGAAGUCUGUACCUGCAUCCUGCAUGUGCCGCUUUUCUCAUUACAAUGGCAGCUGGUGUCCGGUUUGAAGACACGAUUGUCGAAGGGAAAAUCUUAAUCACCGCAGCUGGUUUCAGCCUGGCUCGAUCUAUGCCAAGGUAUCCAAUACUUUAUGCUAAAUGUUUACAAAAACACGCUGGUUUGACUCUUGAGUAUCCACUGGACUAAUAUUGUUAUUAAAUUGCUUGGAAGGUGGAAGAAGCUCUUAUCACUGCCCGCACCUGCCACACUAUAAAACAUGGUGAAAUAGCAAAAUACGCGGCACAAUGCCGAACAGCGACGUGCGCGUGCGUGCUAACUCCAAAUGAACAGAGGGGGUGACACCCCAUUUGUUGUCACAGCCGAAAAUAUCCGACAAUAACCCGAAGACAGGAAGGGCCUAGAUUCAAAAUGCAGACAACACAUUCUGAAUUCUAUUUAUCCAUUGAACUGCUCUAUGACUGCUAUGUAAUCCCCUUGACAUUAUGGUUUGUAAAGGGGUUCUAGAGGUAUCAAAAAUGUUUUUUUUUUUAAUCUUUGUGCUCUGAGCUUUAAGUUCAGAUGUAAAGUUUGUCCAUUUUAGGUUUAUCCUGAGUUUUCACCCAAAAGUCCCAUUACCCCUAACUUUUUGUGAAUAGUGUAUGUUGUAUAGAAUGAGAAAAAAACAGAUGUGAAAAUAUGGAUACAUCUCACAAUUUGACUGCAUUGUUUACAGUAAAUAAACUAUUAAGAAAAUACAGUAUUUCAGAUUUAAUGCACGGUAGAAUAGGCUCAGCUCCCUGUACAAGGAGCAUGAAUGUUUUUAAGAGUUUUGUCAAAAGGUGAGUGAUGUGUUGAACAAUAAAUAAAGAAAUGUUGAAGUUGUGUUUCUUUGAGUUUUAAUGCACAAGUGAUUUAUACACACCCCUCCAAAAGUAUUGGAACAGUAAGGUAAAUUCCUUUCAAUGGCAUUGAAAAUUGAUUAAUUCAAACUGUUUGCGAUUCAUAUACUGAAUGUUUUCAAUGUAUCGCAAAAAUAAAGACUUAGCCUAAAUGUUCCAUUGACUUUGUAGGGGAGUGUGGUUAAUUAUGAACUUCUAUUGUCAAUGUUUUCCCGUGUUGCAUCCAAUGUUUUGCGAGAUUGUAUUUGCGCUUACACAUACACUUACCUCUCAUUUGCCAUUUGUUGCCUUCGGGACUGAAGAUCGAUGUAUCUCAUAUGUAGACAACUUGGACUUUUUAUUGUGGCAUAAAACAUUCU
This is a messenger RNA of Phycodurus eques (leafy seadragon), 7369 nucleotides long. It is a transcript of the gene hmgxb3, whose product is annotated as HMG box domain containing 3. The transcript has 21 exons. The record is from RefSeq and is a predicted model, not a curated record. Lineage: Eukaryota; Metazoa; Chordata; Actinopteri; Syngnathiformes; Syngnathidae. Bases 196 to 3954 code for a protein of 1252 amino acids.